UCAAAGACUGGACUAUGGCAGAAGAAAUAAGACAGCCUUCAGGAUACAGGUGGAAAAAGUAUACCAGUCCAUUACUCAGGAUUCUGACCUCAAUGAGCUGGAAAGCAAACACUUGGCUAAAAAAGCAAAGCACAGCCAGAGCGACCGGGUAAAGCUGCCAGUGUAUAGUCACAGCAAUAGUACUAGUUACUGUGGUGUGUAGGGGUAACAAAAGUGCUGUUCAAACAAUAUAUGUGUCCAUAGAGAAGGCUCCAACCUGUCUUCCGAUAGUGAUGAGGAGGAUGAGAGCGUUCUGGGGAAUAUGCCCACCAACCAUAUGAACAGCUCUCUAACCAGCCUGUACAGAAAAAGUGCUGAAAACACGGAAGGCCCGAGCAGCAACCCAGCCCCACAGAGCACCAACCAGAGUUGGUACAUUGACAGAGACCCCAGCAAAACCACACCUUUCAUUGACUUGUGUGAUGACGAGCCUGUUCAGAAAAAUGUCUCUGGAAAGUCUCAGAAGAAGUCCAAAAAGAGGACAAACGCAGUAACUGAACAUGAAGACUCUCGACCUGUUAACAAAAAAGCAAAAAAAAUAAUUGAACUGCAGUAUCCAGCUUUGACAUUUGAAGAUGUUGGAGGAAAUGAAGAAACAUUAAAGGAUGUGUGCAAGCUGCUCCUUCACAUGCGACACCCAGAGGUGUAUCAGCAGUUGGGAAUGGUCCCUCCCAGGGGCGUCCUGCUCCACGGGCCCCCAGGCUGUGGAAAGACUCUACUGGCUCAGGCUGUUGCAGGCGAGCUGGGGCUGCCCCUGCUGAAAGUGUCUGCUCCAGAGCUUGUGUCAGGAGUGUCAGGAGAGUCAGAACAGAAGCUGAGAGAACUCUUUGACACAGCAGUGAGCUCCUCUCCGUGCAUCCUCUUCAUUGAUGAGAUUGAUGCCAUCACUCCAAAAAGGGAGGUGGCCUCCAAAGACAUGGAGAGAAGGAUUGUGGCUCAGCUGCUUACUUGCAUGGAUGACCUGAACAGUUUAACAGUAACAGCUCAGAUACUGGUAAUCGGUGCUACUAACCGUCCUGACUCUCUGGACCCCGCACUGCGCAGAGCGGGGCGCUUCGACAGAGAGAUCUGCCUUGGUAUUCCAGAUGAAUCGGCGCGCCUCAGAAUCCUCAAGACUUUGUGUCGAAAGCUGAAGCUAUCUGAAGAUAUCGAUUAUGGGCAACUGGCACGGCUCACUCCAGGGUACGUGGGGGCAGACCUAAUGGCACUGUGCCGAGAAGCUGCCAUGUGCGCUGUCAACAGAGCUCUGCUGGAAACCCACUCAAGAAAAGCCCAGACCAAAGAGGAGUCAAUAGACAACAGUCAGAAGUCUCUGGAGUGCCCAUCAGACUCCUCUGUGACAACUGUUGAGCCUGCACCUGCAAAGCAGGAGGAGCUCUGGCACAUGUUACAACUCCUGAAGAAUUCAGAGCUGUUGUCAGAAGAGGAGCUGUCGGGACUAUCCAUCCUCAUGUUGGACUUUAAAUCAUCACUGUCCAGUAUCCAGCCCUCAGCCAAAAGGGAGGGCUUCGCCACUGUCCCUGAUGUGACGUGGGAUGACAUUGGAGCAUUAAGGGAUGUCCGAGAUGAACUCACCAUGGCUAUACUGGCCCCUGUGCGCUCCCCAGAACAGUUCAAGGCCUUGGGGCUCAGUGCUCCUUCAGGAGUGCUGCUGGCUGGACCACCUGGAUGUGGGAAGACAUUACUUGCUAAGGCUGUGGCCAAUGAGUCAGGCCUGAACUUCAUUUCUGUCAAGGGCCCAGAGCUGCUGAACAUGUACGUGGGAGAGAGCGAGCGCGCUGUCCGGCAGGUCUUUCAGAGGGGACGAAACUCCGCCCCAUGUGUCAUCUUCUUUGAUGAAAUUGAUGCUUUAUGCCCUCGACGAUCCGGACAUGAGUCCGGGGCCAGUGUGCGUGUGGUCAACCAGCUGCUGACUGAGAUGGAUGGUUUGGAAACACGGCGGCAAGUUUACAUUAUGGCUGCCACCAACAGGCCAGAUAUUAUUGACCCAGCCAUACUCAGACCCGGCCGUCUUGAUAAAACCCUGUAUGUCGGUCUACCACCGGCAGCUGAUCGACACGCCAUUCUCCUCACUGUCACCAAGGGGGGGACCCGGCCUCAGCUGGACCAUGAUGUCAGCUUGGAAGACAUAGCAUUUGAUGAGCGCUGCGACUGCUUCACUGGGGCCGACCUUACAGCUUUAGUGAGAGAGGCAUCUGUCAGUGCUCUAAGUACCUACCUCGAAGCCCACAGUUCUUCAGUGUCCACCAGUGGUCAGGACCGUGUAGUUGACAUCAAAGUGAAGAAACAGAAUUUUGAAACUGCAUUCAAGAAAGUUCGGCCCUCAGUGUCUAAAAAGGACCGUCAGAUGUACGAGCAGCUCCGGGAGUCUCUCAGCCCAUAACCUUCCCAACAUGAUCCCAGUCCUCCUCCACAACGCACACUUUCAUAUUUUAUGUUAAAAUAAACCAUAACAAUUUU
Molecule: messenger RNA, 2499 nt
Organism: Boleophthalmus pectinirostris (great blue-spotted mudskipper)
Lineage: Eukaryota; Metazoa; Chordata; Actinopteri; Gobiiformes; Gobiidae
Gene: nvl
Product: nuclear VCP like
Exons: 20
Coding region: 302-2422 (706 amino acids)
Biological process (GO): ribosome biogenesis
Cellular component (GO): nucleus
Molecular function (GO): ATP binding; preribosome binding; RNA binding
Source: RefSeq, a predicted model, not a curated record